CUCAACAGGUAAAUCGAUAAUGAAGCUAUUAUAGAAAGCUAAUGUCAAUAAGGGAAAGCAAACUUAAACAGAAGUUGGAGCCAUUUGUGUGUGAGCUUUCUUGUAUGAAAAUGUUUCACUUAGUAAAUGAGAGUUAUUGAGAUAUUACUGUUUAUAGUAAUCAAUCGUAAGAUUUCAUUGAAUAGAUUAAUUUCAGAAGCUUGGGCAAGCCAAUUCAUUGUCCAUAAUUUGUAUUUUAUAUACAUUCUGUUUUGUUUUGUAUACAUUCGUUCGGCGUCGAUUUCGGUUUGUAUUUUCGAUCAUUUAUUAGUCUUUUAUAAAGCCUUAAAAUGCCUGUUUUGAGGCACGUUAAUAUGUCGACCGAUGUUUAUUUUGUGUGCUUAAAUCAUGCAAUGUCUACUGAUGGUGAAGAAAUUGUUGGAUUGCUGGUUGGUGAGGUUGAUGAAAAUAGAGUAGCACAUGUUUCUGCCAUUGUAAUCUUGAGACGCUCUGACAAAAGAAAAGAUAGAGUGGAAAUAUCACCUGAGCAGUUGUCAAAUGCUUCAACUGAAGCAGAGCGAUUAGCUUGUAUCUUAAAACGACCUAUACGAGUUAUUGGAUGGUAUCACUCGCAUCCUAAGCUUACAGUUUGGCCUUCUCCUAUUGAUGUUAAUACCCAAGAUAGUUAUCAACUUAUGGAUGAAGGAUUUAUUGGUGUGAUUUUUUCAGUUUUUAAUGAAGACCCCAAUAAAAAAGGUGGACGGAUUCAGAUGACUUGCUUCCAGUCACAGACUACUUUGUUAGAUGAAUGCAAUGUUGAGAAAAAACGUCUUGAUAUUCCUAUUCAUUUAGUUCCAACUUCCUGCAUUAGCUCCGUUUGCAUGAAUGCACUGAUACAGUUACCACGUUUUUUGUGUCAAGAAGAGAACCUUGCAUAUCAAAUGACAAGUCAGGUGCCAUUAGAUUAUUUAACCAGGCUUCAUAACAGUUCAGUUUACAUUAAGGCAAUGGGUCAAAUUGCUGAAGUAAUAUGUGGACCACUCUUGAAAAUGCUUGAAGAAAGAAUAAUCAAUAAUGAAAUGAAAAGGAAAAAGCUGCUAGAGAAAAAGAAAGAAUUAAUGGCUCGUAUUGAAGAAAUGCAUAAAGAAGUUGAUAAGAUGAAAAUAGAGGAAGAGAAUGCAAAUGUACAACCAUCUACUGAUAACAGUACAUCUACCUCCCAACCCAUAGAAGAAAACGAAGAUGUGUCACCAAAAAGUCCAGUGGAAUCCAGUCCAUUGCCUGAAAAUAAAGAGGAUGUUUCUGAAUGUACAGCGUCCUCUACUUCCGAAAUUGUAGAUAAACAAUCCGACGUAAAUAAGUCUGAUAAAAUGUCUGGUGAAUCUGGUUCUGUAGAAGAGUGUGAAUCUAUUAAAGAAUCUAAUGAUAAUGUUUUACCUGAGGUAGAUAAGUGUGAGGUUCGAAAGAAACCUUCAAAUCAAGACGAACCCUACUCUCCAACUGAUUCGAUUACUGAUUCUCCUAUUUCUGAAGAAGAAGAAGAAGUUUCCAUCAAAAUCAGUAACAUACCUGCAGACAACAAUUAGAUUGUCUGAAAAAUUGUCAUUGUUACAAUUUGUGUAUUUUGUUCUAUUGUGUAAAAAUAAUUUUGUGUUUAAUCAUAUUUUUCAUCUUGUAAAAGCUAUAUCAUAUAUUAACUGUUAUAUAUAAUAACUUAUAUAUAUAUAUAUAUAACUUCUUAUCCUCUGUGAAUGUGUAUUGCAUUAAAAACAAUUCAUCAUUUUCAAGUGAAGUCUCUUUAUAAAACAAUUAAGCUCUGAGAAAUUUUGAUUGUUAAAAUGAUGAAUUCUCGGACAUUUCAAUUGUUUAUUCUGUGCUGUUAUAUAAAAACUAUCUUGUUGUUUACUUAUAAUUUGCAUCAUUGUAAAAGCGCUAUUACAUAUAUUAACUGUUAUAAAUAUCUAAAAAUUUAUUUCAUGUAUGUAUAUCUUGCAUUGAAAACAAAAUUCAAAAUUUGCAUGUGUAACUUCAUUAAAGUCACAUCUUCACGUGUUUGAUACGAAUGAAAAUUUUGGCUUACAACUUCUUCUAUAUUUUACUUUUUAAAUCGUCUCUGUCAAUAUAUUUGCAGAACUGUUUGAGAAAUUGUCAUUUUUAAAAUGUGCACAUUUUGUGCUAUUAUACGAAGGCUGUUUUGUACUUUCAUAUUUUUCAUCAUAGUAGAAGCUGUGUCAUUAAUUUUUAUGUAUUCCUAUAACUUCGGUUCAUUUAGUGAAUGUCUUGAUGUAAAUCAUUAAUAAAGUAAUAAUAGCCAACUUUAUGUGUGGAACGUUUUGCUUUCAGUACAACUCUGUCAUCUACUUUGAAAUUUUAAGUUUAAAUAAUGUAAAUUUGUAUCUGCCUCUAGCAAAACUUUACAAUUGUUAAUAUAAUUUUGUUGCUUAAAUUGUAUUUUUUAAAAUU
This is a messenger RNA of Argiope bruennichi, 2442 nucleotides long. Its product is annotated as lys-63-specific deubiquitinase BRCC36-like. Gene Ontology annotation, biological process: double-strand break repair. Gene Ontology annotation, cellular component: BRISC complex; BRCA1-A complex. The record is from RefSeq and is a predicted model, not a curated record. Lineage: Eukaryota; Metazoa; Arthropoda; Arachnida; Araneae; Araneidae. Gene Ontology annotation, molecular function: cysteine-type deubiquitinase activity; metallopeptidase activity; polyubiquitin modification-dependent protein binding. The transcript is spliced from 7 exons. The coding region runs from base 330 to 1565 and encodes 411 amino acids.